Molecule: messenger RNA, 939 nt
Organism: Meloidogyne enterolobii
Lineage: Eukaryota; Metazoa; Nematoda; Chromadorea; Rhabditida; Meloidogynidae
Source: the annotation of a GenBank genome assembly
AUGAUUUCCUUAAAAAUAAUUUUGCCUACUUUCGACUCAGCAACUCUAGCAGCAGCUCAUUCAAAAGUUGCUAUUGAAAGGCACCAACGUCAAAGUUUAGGUUCUCCCCGUAUAAGCCCUUCUAAACAAUCUAAAAUUGUUGAUGAUAAAGAAUUUGUUGGUGAAAAUGUUGAUGGAAAGGAAGAAUUUUUGGAAGAAGAAAAUAUUGGGGAAUUAAAUAAUAAUAAUUAUCAACCACAAAGAAAAUCGAGUUUAAGCGAUAUUUUGGAGGGUGCAUCACGUCGAUUUGCUAAAAGACCUAGUGGAUCUAAAAAAUCAGUUGUAGCCCUCCCUUUUGAACGCUUAUAUGCUGAUCAGUCUUCACCUCCCCCAUUUUCUUUCUCUUCUACUUUUAGUCAACAACAACGAAACAGAUCUCAAACACAACGUACACUUCAGCUUUCUGCUCAUGAAUUGCUUCCAGAUUUAGAAGAAUCACAGAGUGAAGAGAAUCAAUUAACUGUUGGCAGUGGAAGUAGUAUUAUUGUAAAUAAAAGAGUGAAGAGCAUUGAACAUAGCCCUCCUCGACGAAAAAUCAGUUCCUUGUUACGACUCGGUUCUUCUGCUCCAACUUCAGCAACCUCUCAUACUUCAUUACCCCAACAACCAUUAUCACGAAAAACCUCAACAGCCACAAGUGAAAUAAAUUCUGGACAAAAACAACAUAAACACAGUGCCAAUUCUCCCAUUUACGUUUUGGAGGAGAGCACAAUUAAAACUGAAGAGCAAGAAUUUCCACCUCCCCUCUCAAAUGAAGAAGCAAGUUUAAAUAAGACACAAAUAUUAGUUGAUGAAGUUAAUGAUUGGUGGGGAGAAGAUGAAGAUGGAAAUAUUUUGAAGGAAAAUAUAAUUAAUGAAGAGGAAGAGGAAGACGGAGGAGAAGAAUAUGAAUAUAGUUGA